ACGUGAGCUUACCUUGAAUUCGCACAGAUUCGUUAAAAUGCUGGCCGGUAAACUGGAACCCGACCCGGGUGCAGCGAAACCCCCUCAGCUCAACGUCUCGCUCAAGCCCCAAACAAUCGCUCCUAAGUUCCAGGGUACGGUCCGGAUGCUGUUGCUCAAGCAGAUCAAGAUGUCUUUCAUGCACCCGCAGUUCAACACCGAUGUCGUCAAGCCUAUGCAGCUCGACAAUAUCAUCGAUCAAGACGUGCAAACGCUCUCCGGUGGCGAGCUACAGAGGGUUGCCUUGGUCCUGGCCCUCGGCAAACCUGCGGACAUUUACUUGAUCGACGAGCCGAGCGCCUACCUCGAUUCCGAGCAGCGUAUCAUUGCGAGUAGGGUCAUCAAGAGGUUCAUCCUUCAUUCCAAGAAGACGGCAUUGAUCAUCGAGCACGACAUCAUCAUGGCUACCUAUCUUGCCGACCGAGUCAUCGUGUACGAGGGCCAGCCUUCGGUACACGCAACAGCCAAGAAGCCCGAGUCUUUGCGUGAGUUUAUCUUAUUCCUGCUGUUCCUAUCCAAUUGGCUGCUGACUAUUACUCUCUAGUGACGGGCAUGAACUCGUUCCUGGCCGUGCUCGAGGUUUCCAUGCGGAGAGAUCCCACAAACUUCCGGCCGCGAGUCAACAAGCUCAAUUCGAUCAAGGACAAGGAGCAGAAGUCGUCUGGCAACUACUUCUUCCUCGACGACGAGUCUUAGUCAAUCAUUGCGCUACUUCUUUCUUCAAAAGGCUUGAACGCCAAACACAACUCCUUGUACAUCCUAGACAAUUGACUCUCUGUCCCAAUCCAAUGGAUGG
This is a messenger RNA of Acaromyces ingoldii, 835 nucleotides long. Its product is annotated as P-loop containing nucleoside triphosphate hydrolase protein. Gene Ontology annotation, biological process: translational initiation; ribosomal subunit export from nucleus; translational termination. Gene Ontology annotation, molecular function: ATP hydrolysis activity; iron ion binding; ATP binding. The transcript has a single exon. The record is from RefSeq and is a predicted model, not a curated record. NCBI's taxonomy places the organism in Eukaryota, Fungi, Basidiomycota, Exobasidiomycetes, Exobasidiales, Cryptobasidiaceae. The coding region runs from base 38 to 583 and encodes 181 amino acids.